AGCCCUUCCCCACCGUCAGCCUCUCCCCGCCGGCCGGCGGCAGCAGCGCCAUGGGGUGUUUCUUCUCCCGCCGAAGGAAGCCGGCCCAGGGCGGCCAGCUGCCGCCGCAGCAGCAAGCGGGAGCCGGGCAGGACGCGGCCACCGGCGAGCAGAAGGCGCCGCAGUACAGCUGGGACCUGCGAGCCAAGAUUGACCCCAAGGAUUACACUUUUUCCGGACUUAAGAACGAAACUGUGGGUCGACUGCCUGGAAAAGUAGCAGGACAACAAUUUGUCAUUCAGGACUGCGAGAACUGUCAAAUCUACAUAUUUGACCAUUCUGCUACAAUCACAAUUGACGACUGUGUAAAUUGCCAAAUCUUUUUAGGACCAAUAAAAGGCAGCGUGUUUUUCCGUGACUGCAAAGAUUGCAAGUGUGUGGUUGCCUGCCAACAGUUCCGCACGCGGGACUGCAGAAAGCUGGAGGUGUUCUUGUGCUGUGCCACCCAGCCCAUUAUCGAGUCCUCCACAAGUAUGAAAUUUGGAUGUUUCCAGUACUAUUAUCCUGAGCUUGCUUUACAAUUUAAAGAUGCUGGUCUGAGUAUCUUCAAUAACACGUGGAGCAACAUCCAUGACUUUACCCCUGUGUCUGGAGAAAAUAACUGGGGCCUUUUGCCUGAAACUGCUGCAGUCCAAGACUACGUUCCUCUGCCCAGCUCUGAGGAGCUGAAAGCUGUCAGAGUUUCUACUGAUGCUACAAAGAGCAUAAUACCCAUAACUCGAGGGCGGAGACAGAAAAACAGCGAUGAAUCGUGUUUGACCGUGUUUUUUGCUGGUGACUACACAACUGCAAAUGCCAGGAAGUUAAUUGAUGAGAUGACUAGCAAAGGCUUUCAGCUGGUACAGACUAAAGAGGUUUUAAUGAAGGCAGAGGAUGCUCACAGAGUUUUCCAGCAGAGUGCGUUAGAAUUCAUUCCACUGCUGGAAAAAGGUCCAGUGGUUGCUUUGGAAUUCAAUGGAGAUGGUGCUGUGGAACAAUGUCGAAGCACUGUAAAUGAAGUUUUUAGCGGCACCAAGGUUUUUGUAUCGGAAAGCAAAGCAUCAGCAUCUCAAGAUGUAGACAAUUUCUACAAUUUUGCUGACAUGCAGAUGGGAAUGUGAAGUUCAGCAUGAUGGUGCUCACGAACGGUUUGUCUUAGCACUUGGACGUCACUUGGCUUGAAUAUCGCAGUAGUUUUGUCAUUUAGUUUUGUAUUUCUCAUAUAUCCCUUUUAUAAACCACUGGUGGUUUUUAAUGUGAUAUUAUCUGAACUGGAGUAAACUGCAUAGCUAGCCCUGUGCAUAGUGUUUGAAAUUUAAGUUUAACUUCGAAAACAAUUGAGCUUUUCUACUAACUUUUUUACAGUGAUUUCUAAACAUCUAUCGACACUUGAAUGUUUCUCAACAACAUCUAAUGAUUAUACAUAUUUUAGAAGUGCAAUGCUGAUCCAAGUUUGAUGCAGUAGUAGUUGUUAUCGUUCACUCAGACACAUAGUUUAGAAAGUGUAUUUAUGUGAAAUUUGCCCAUCAAAAUUUUCCCAUAUGCAAAUUUGUCUUUACUGGGGGUCCAGGAAGGAAGCUGUAGUCAUUUGCUUUUUCUGAAAGCUUAGUCUGAAAUUAAUUGUCCUUGUAGCAUGCUUUCAAAAGCAGUUUGUGACUUUGGCUAACUCUGCUUCAGCAUGCUUUUUGAAUAAAGUUGUUUGCAGCAGCCUUUGUGGUGAGAGUUGUCACAAUAGCAUUCUGGUAAGUGAGCACUUGCCAGGCUUUUCUGCUUUAGGGUGAAUCCUGAGCAUGAGUGCUCUGCUGAAGCUCCUCUAAGGUCUGCUCAGGUUCUUUGGCAUUGCCAGCUCACACAUAGGCUAUAUUUGAGGUUUCUUUGCACUUGAGCAAUAAACCUCUGGCAUAUUGUUGUUUUCUAGAAGGGACAUAGCCAGUAGUCAGAGAAGGACUCUGAUGGCAUUAAAAACACCUUCUUCCUUGCUAGACCCCAGGAGAAGGCUUUUACUUGCAGAAAUAAUAUAGAAAGUGCUGUAAAAUGCCACACACUGCCAUAGGAUUUAUUUUGUAUUAAUUCUAAAGAGAGAAUGAAGAAGUACUACCAGCAUUUUGUGGGAUGCAUUUGAAUAGUGUUCAGUAAUAAUGCUUAUUGCUAAAUAAUGCACAUUAGAAUGCAAAUCUAUAUGGGUAUUAAAUACAUGAUUGAUUAAUUUUUACAUGUUACAUUUUUUCUAUGUGAACUUAAAGCUUCAGUCCAGGUUUACAAGCCCUCUGUAAUACUUGAACCAAUUGUGCAUGCAGACACACAAAACCAAAUUUCAUAAUUAAAACAUGGCUUGCCAGUUUGCAUAGCCUUUACAAUUCAUUGAAAGGAUUGGGGCUGUGCUGAGGUGCUAAAGCCAUUUCCUCAUUAUGGUCAUCCAUCAAAAGGGAAGAUCUUGCAAAUUUUAACUGACGAUGAGUCUUGACUCGUCAGUUUCACAGCUCUGGAUCUCCAAAGUGGGUGGCUAAAAACAUCUCUAAUUUUUUUGAAUUAGCACAUGAGAGAAUCUCUUAUCCUGAAAUUCAUAAUUCUGUAAUGCCUAAGAGAGGUUCUGAACUGUCACUUUGUUGCUACUGGGCAAAUGCUUGCCAUUAGUUUAAACUCAAGGAUAUGUCCUUAGGACCUCUUGUUAUAGUUAUGCAUAGAUUAAAUAAGGAAGAAUAUGUCCUGAAUAAACUAAACCAUUAGUAUACUGGAGGUAAGAAAAUUGCCACUUCUUUGAAAUGUUUUUAUUUGACAAAGUCAAGCCACCACUAGCACAACUCAUCAGUCAACAUUCACAGGAAUUAAUCUAGACAUGUACAGUAAAUGUAUUAUUUUGGUAUGGACAGUACAUUGAAAUUGUAUAAUGUACUUCAGAGCUGGCAUUGUGUGAUUUGUAUCAGCAGUACAUAUACCAGACUAUCUUGGUCUCUAAACUUCCACAUACAAUAUUUCCAAAGUUACAUGCUGACACAUGAUUAUGUAUAUGUUUAUAGCUUAUUUUUUGUAUCAUCAACCUGCUCUGGAAACAAAGUGCUCAAUGGACUUCGGUGACUCCUUUUGCUGGAGGACAGGAAGAUUAAUAGAAAAUUAAUCUAGGCUUGAAACAGUGGAAUAACUUUUCUACAUGCUGGGAAUGAGCAGUGUUGCUUUUUUUUUUUUUUUUUUUUAACAUGGAUGGUCUGUUUACCAGCAUCAAGAAUUUUUAAUAAAAAAUCCCUAAAUAAUGAAGGAGUUUCUCAAUCCCAUUAUUUAUCUGUCUUUUGAUCUCCAUUUCUUGCUAACAGGUGUUAAGAACACUUCUAGCUUAAGAAUCAAGAAUUCUUUGCAUUACAGAAUGGUACGUGUUUAAUGUGUUCUUUGUACAUUUCUUGUGUAGCUUUUAAUGUAAUUUGUAUUGCACUGUGAAUGUGAUUCAUAAUAAACAUUUGAAAUAUUUGAA
Haemorhous mexicanus (house finch) is the source of this 3481-nucleotide messenger RNA. It is a transcript of the gene RP2, whose product is annotated as RP2 activator of ARL3 GTPase. Gene Ontology annotation, cellular component: periciliary membrane compartment; cilium. Gene Ontology annotation, biological process: post-Golgi vesicle-mediated transport. The record is from RefSeq and is a predicted model, not a curated record. The coding region runs from base 51 to 1139 and encodes 362 amino acids. Gene Ontology annotation, molecular function: GTPase activator activity. The transcript is spliced from 5 exons. Lineage: Eukaryota; Metazoa; Chordata; Aves; Passeriformes; Fringillidae.